CAAAUUCUAUCGACCGUCUCGAUACUGCCCCUUUAAGGCCACCGUACAUCAGGAAGUAGUCUGUACGCAGGUAAACAAAAUCAGCCGAUCGUUUUUAUCUUGAAAAAAGGACUUUGUAAGGAACGUAAUAUCUUCUCAUUCAUCAAUUUUGCAGUUGUACGUGGCUGUCCGACAGAUUUGAUGAACUCAUCAGCCGUCACACUGAAGCCACAACAGUCGGUGUUGGCCACAACGCAUCGCCAUGUCGAGAAAGCAGUCAGGAAAGCCUGUACGUGGAAACAAGAAAUGUGAGCUUGAGAGGAAGAGGGAUGAACGUGCAGCCCGUAGGGCUUUGGCCAAAGAUCGAAAAAACCGGCCUCCAGGGGAGGAUGAAGGAGAGGAAUUUGUUAGUUUCUCCAUCCAGCUCAAAGCACUUGGUCUCAAACUGAGAGAGGUUCCAGGAGAUGGAAACUGCUUGUUCCGUGCUCUGGCGGAUCAGUUGGAGGGACACUCAAGAAGUCACUUGCGUUUACGUCUGGAGACUGUUCAGUACAUGAAGUCUCACAGGCAGGACUUUGAACCUUUCGUGGAGGAUGAUGUGCCGUUCACUAAGCAUGUGUCAGACCUCGCAGAGCCAGGCACCUUUGCAGGCAACGAUGCAAUAGUGGCCUUUGCUCGCAGUCAGCAGGUGAAAGUAGUCAUCCAUCAGCUGAAUGCUCCAUUGUGGGAGAUAAAUGGAUCAGAAAAGCAAUUAUGUCAGGAGCUUCAUAUAGCAUACCGUUACGGUGACCAUUACGACAGCGUCCGGCAUAUUGCGGACAACUCCGAAAGCCCUGCCCAUCUGCGUAUAGCGAAUCUAAAUAAUUCAAGACGGUUUGGUGAUGGCGAGAAGGACAAACAGAGAGCCCCUUCCCCCAGCCACUCUCCUUCUGACGAUGAAGAUGUUAUCCUUAAUUCCCUAAAGACCACCAGCCUGAACAGUCAAGAGAUAAAUCCAUGCCAAUCAAGUGCCACCUCACAGAAGUGCCAUGCAGAAUGGCUUGAAGCUGAACUGAGUAAUCAGUCAUCACCCUCUGACUUUGGAACCAGGAAACACCCCAAGAAUCAAAGUGAAUGCAGUGACAGCGCAUGUCCACCUGAGAGCAGUACCACACACAAACCCAAGCUGUCUAAUAAACAAAGGAAAGAGCAACAGCGUCUAGAGAAGAAGAAGAAGCAGGAGGAAAGACACAGACAGAAGGUUCUUCAAGGCAAAAGUUCACAUGACCAGAAUCAGAAUCUGCCUGAACCGGUUACACUUGUGCCAGCUUUCAACACUCUUAGCAUCUAAAAUAGUCCGGGACAUACAGUUCUAAACAAUUCUCUGCUGCUUUUUAUUCUAUUAUCCGACUAUGACAAGAAAUGGGUAAGUUCUACAUUGUGCAUAUGCUGAGAAGUGCAUGGAAAUGUAUUCUGGCCUAAAUGCUGCCAUCUUAAUGACAAUAAGAGAAAAUUCUCUCUUUAGGGUAAAACCAUCAUGGUAUGUGCUAUGGAUGCCUUAGCUAAACUGUCAUAUCUUCAUAUUUUUUUUUAGUUCACUGUAUUAUUUAGAACCAAAGAAAAGUCCAAACUGUAAUUAGGCAGUGUGGAAAUAGCAUUAUAUUUUUGUUCUUGAUAAUGCUGGUGUAUUGGCUCUUUCCUUUGACUUGUAAGAAAUUCCUUUCUGCUUCUGGUCAAUGCUGCCACUGUUUAUUGUCAUUAAUUGGGUUCUUCUUUGGUCUACAUGUUUGCAUUCAUUUACAGAGGAUUUGCCAUCUUUAUAUUUUGACUCAUAAUUACGUAUUGAGAAUAUCGGCAUGCAUUCAGUAUUUCAUGUGAGAAAUAAUUAAUUGCACAUUCAUAAUCUGAAGAAUUGUUCUGUAAUUAUAGUUCGUAUUCCUGUGUUCAUGUUACACGAACGAAUGAGCAUUCACAAUUUUAUACAGAAGUGGAAAUUUAUUUAUUUAAAAUCAAUCAACAAUAAAGCUGGGGGAGUCUUGUACAGUAUAA
Molecule: messenger RNA, 2007 nt
Organism: Hemibagrus wyckioides
Lineage: Eukaryota; Metazoa; Chordata; Actinopteri; Siluriformes; Bagridae
Gene: otud3
Product: OTU deubiquitinase 3
Exons: 8
Coding region: 242-1309 (355 amino acids)
Biological process (GO): protein deubiquitination
Molecular function (GO): cysteine-type deubiquitinase activity
Source: RefSeq, a predicted model, not a curated record